AUGAUAAGAGGAUUUAACAUAUUUAUAGAAGCUCAAGGAGGAAACUACAUCAGUUAAUCGAUACUAACCAUGAAGGUAACAGUUUUAAUUGUAUGCCUUUUCUCUACGAGUUUGGCAGAUGAUCCAAUCAACACCCGGUACUUCCCCAAAGAUUUCAAAUUCGGUGUGGCAAACGCAGCCACCCAGAUCGAAGGAGGCUGGAACGAGGAUGGCAAGGGAGAAACCAUCUGGGACUACUGGGCUCAUAAUUACCCAGAGAAAAUUGCCGACCGCUCCACUCCGGAUAUCGCUUGCGACUCCUACCACAAAUACAAAGAAGACGUAGCUCUGGUAAAAGCCAUGGGGUUGGACUACUAUCGUCUCUCAAUUGCUUGGUCGAGGAUCUUACCAACCGGCCACCCCGACAAGAUAAACCAAGCUGGUGUGCGAUACUACAAGAAUCUAUUCGCGGAACUGAAAGAAGCCGAGGUGGAGCCUAUGGUAACGCUUUACCACUGGGAUUUGCCGCAGCCUCUCCAAGAUGAAUAUGGUGGCUGGCUAAACGAAACAGUGGUGAACCUCUUCGCGGAAUACGCGAAGAUCUGCUUCGAACUUUUCCAGGAUGAUGUGAAGAUGUGGAUUACCAUCAAUGAACCGAAACAGGUGUGCCAUGACGGGUAUGGUACCGGUGGUGCUGCACCUGGAGUGGUUUCGAACGGUGUGGGAGAAUAUGUGUGUGCUAAGAAUAUUCUUUUGGCUCAUGCUAAAGCGUAUCAUGUAUAUGAUGAUGAAUUUAGAGCAAAAAAUCAAGGAAGAAUAGCUAUGGUCAUUGACACUACGUGGUAUGAACCAGGAAGUGACAGUGAAGAAGAUCAGGAAGCCUCAGAAAGAAUUGUUCAAUUCAUGUUAGGACUGUAUGGGAAUCCCAUCUUCAAUGGCAACUGGCCCCAGGUGGUGAUAAACCGUGUAGCCCUGCGUAGCGAACAAGAGGGCUUUGCAACGUCUAGACUUCCUGUGUUAACAGAUGAGGAAAUCGCUUACAUCAAGGGCACCUAUGACUAUUUGGCCUUGAACCACUAUUCUACUUACAUGGUGAACGCGACUGCAGAACCAGCAAUUGGAGAUCCCAAUUUUGGAACAGAUACUAAUGUUGUAGCCUGGAGGCCGCCAGAUUGGCCCAGUGGUUCUGGGAGCUGGAUUGCUAUCGUGCCUUGGGGACUGAGACACUUACUUGUGUGGCUAAAGAAAACUUACGGCAACCAAGAGAUCGUCAUCACUGAAAACGGCCUUUCUGACAAUACAGGUACACUGGAGGAUGAUGACAGAAUUUCAUAUUACCAGGGCUAUCUAAGUGCAUGCUUGGACGCCAUCUAUGAGGAUGGCGUAAAUUUAACCACUUACACUGCUUGGAGCAUUAUAGACGACUGGGAAUGGGGAGCUGGUUAUACAUCUUUCUUGGGCAUGUAUCGCGUGAAUUUUACCGACCCUGAAAGAACCAGAACUCCAAGAAAAUCUGCAGCUUGGUUCACCAACAUGGUCAAGACUAGAUGUUUGGUAGACACUUGUACCGAAUAAAAUGUAUGAAAUGACGAUGAAAUGCUGAUGAACAUACAUUUUGACUACAAUUUAUUAAAAAAUCAUUAUCAAGUCAAUGCUGUUUUAAAUACAAAAUAAAGAGUACAUUACAAAUG
Molecule: messenger RNA, 1670 nt
Organism: Anoplophora glabripennis (Asian longhorned beetle)
Lineage: Eukaryota; Metazoa; Arthropoda; Insecta; Coleoptera; Cerambycidae
Product: myrosinase 1
Exons: 7
Coding region: 70-1554 (494 amino acids)
Biological process (GO): carbohydrate metabolic process
Molecular function (GO): beta-glucosidase activity
Source: RefSeq, a predicted model, not a curated record